GGUUUGCAGUUUUGUAUUGAAAUUUGUGUUGGGAUUUGUUGGGUGCUCGCAUGUGGAAAUUUGGAAAAAUUUAGUUGUGGAUUGUGGGGAACUGAUGCAGUGGCGGUCCCAUUUCAUGUUAGAAAAGAUGGGUAAUCUAGACGCGCAGAGAGUGGUUCAUCAACACCAGGGAUGGCGGCUGAUCUCAUUUCAAAUUGGUUUCCUAUAUCUCAUGUCUGGUUUUGGUGGGAGUUUGCUUUCAGCUCUUUUUAUUCAAUAUGGUAUUUCUGUUGGUGCUUCUGGUGCACUUUUUGGUUUACUAGGAAGCAUGCUUUCAGAGCUCACAUCAAAUUGGACAAUUUAGCAGCAUUGCUUACUCUCCUUUUCAUCAUCAUAAUAAACUUAGCAGUGGGAAUUCUACCACACGUGGACAACUUUGCUCAUAUUGGAGGAUUUGUCUCCGGAUUUCUUCUUGGAUUUUUGUUUUUGAUCCACCCCCAGUUUAAAUGGCUUACCCAACGGAAUGCUCCCCCUGGACAUGUUACUACUCCAGUUAAAUCUAAACACAAAACGUAUCAAUAUGUAUUGUGGGUCCUCUCUUUGAUACUAUUGAUUGUUGGGUAAGCUCCUCCUCAAUCUCUGAUUUAACUGUUUGACUUAAUGAACCUAAUCGACUCCCUGCAUGAGAAUCUGGUAGCCACAGUUGACGUGUGCACAUUUUUUUUUUAUCAAAUCAGAGAACUGGAUUUUGUGUGGAUAUGUAGAUAUCAUGUGUCCUGUAAUAUUUUCAUUGCGAAUAGGCUAUGUAUCUGCUUGUUUCUUAUCAGCAUGGUUUGGAGAAGGCAUUGUGUUAUCGCUAUUCUCUGUGUAAUACUAAUU
Malus domestica (apple) is the source of this 858-nucleotide messenger RNA. NCBI's taxonomy places the organism in Eukaryota, Viridiplantae, Streptophyta, Magnoliopsida, Rosales, Rosaceae. The record is from RefSeq and is a predicted model, not a curated record.